Molecule: messenger RNA, 1134 nt
Organism: Phanerochaete carnosa HHB-10118-sp
Lineage: Eukaryota; Fungi; Basidiomycota; Agaricomycetes; Polyporales; Phanerochaetaceae
Exons: 16
Coding region: 1-1134 (377 amino acids)
Source: RefSeq, a predicted model, not a curated record
AUGUCUGCUCCAGCCAUUCCUUCUACGGUGCAAAAUCCUGUCACGUUGAACUUAUCCCCUUCGUAUGGCGCUUUAAUUGUCGCAGCGUACCUGGGUUGUGCCCUGUGGGGUAUCAACGUCAUGCAGACCUACAUAUAUUAUUGGAACUAUCCAGACGACUCUUGGGCACUGAAGACGCUGGUUGCAUUCCUCUUAAUAGUCGACACCGCUCACAAGAUUCUUAUCACCAAGAUUCCGUGGUUCACCUUGAUCCAGAACUGGGGGCGUGUUUCUGCCAUUCUUGCCUCGCCAGAGGAGGCUCUGCAUGAAGCCUGGGUCGGAUCGUCCAACUGUACUACCUACGACGCCUCGCUAAAUUUGCCGCCACAACCCGCCACGCCCGAAACUGGUGGCUUUGGGCCAUGUUCGCUCUCUUUGUUCUUCUUUCCGUCUCGCAGAUCCGCGAGUUGGCUGUCAUACUGUUUGCCGGAGCGCUCGUUAACGACAGGCAUGCUUAUAGCAUACUUGGCCUUUUCGAUCGGCAGGGCGAACAUCUUCAUCCCAGUCAACUUGCGUCUUAAGAGGGCCGGGCUCAUCGGCGCUGCUGUUGUCGACCUUUUCAUCGCGGUCGGCAUGAUCAUAUUGGUCAGGGAUUCAGACCAAGCCGACAGUCGCGCUCUUAGGUCCAAGAGGACCUCGCGAACUAUUAGUCGCUUGACAGUCAUCAUCAUCAACACUGGAGUGUUAACUGCUGCCGUCGCAAUCAUCUCCCUCAUUCUCGAUGAAACUGCAAGCGGGACAGACUUCUGGACCGCGAUCGCACAGUACCCGCAAUGCUCGAUCUACCUCUCGGCGUUCCUCGCUAACCUAAAUGCCCGGCGCUACAUCCGCGGCGAUGGAGAAGACACAACUACCUCAAACAUGGAGGAUAUUCGCUUUGCCCAUAACACGACGUUAAGCCGCGAUGCUGAAGCGAGCAAGGCGAACAGGACGGACACGCGCAUCGUGCUCGGCCCGAUAAGCUCCGGUACACAUUCCAGCGGCACAGAAGCGGAUGGCAGUAACGAUCUCGUGCUGAACCUCGAAAAAUACAACCACCCUGCUAGAGAGGACUCAGAAGUGUCGGACAAGCCGUUGUCGCUGGAAGUGGUCUAG